UAGACAACACCAAGAACGGGGCUCUCCAAAAUGGUGCUGCUAGCUGAACUGGCCGUUCUUCUCGAGGAGAAAAUGGAGACGUUCUUAUGACGCUGUACGUCACCAGUAGGACGUCAUUUCCGGGUUCGGCUGUGUUUAUGGUUUGGCGAAAUGGCUUCAGCGGCUUUGGUGGAGACUUCUGCAGGUAAAGAUGCCAUCGCCGAGGGGUUGCUCGACCUCCUGAAACCAGCAAUCCAGCAGCUCGACUUGCAUGUACACUCAGUAAGAGAAAGCCAGGUAGAAUUAAGAGAGCAUAUAGACAACCUGGCCACAGAGUUAUGUCGGAUAAAUGAGCAUCAGAAGGUGGCUCUGGACCUGGACCCCUAUGUGAAGAAGCUGCUGAAUGCCAGAAGGAGAGUAGUGUUGGUAAACAACAUACUGCAGAACGCACAGGAACGCCUGAGGCGACUUAACCACAACGUGGCAAAGGAGACGGCAAGGAGGAAGACCAUGCUGGAGUCAUCAGGAGUGUUCACCACCCGCUCCCCCAGUAAACCCUGAUCCUAUUCUUCCUCCUCCUCCUCCUCCUCCUCCUCCUGCUCUGUACAUCAAACACUGAACUGUCCUGACCAGCAGGGGCACAUUAACACAGGACGCUGAAACACGAGGAGGGGGACGUCUCUUCUCCUGACAUGUAGUCAGCUGUUUGUCUGACGAUGUCCUGCACUGCUUUGUCUGAUGUUUAUAUUAAAAACCGGGCUGUUAGCUGCUUAGCACACUGUCUAAUCUUCUAGGAGAAUAUAAUAUGAGGUAUUAUUACAUUUAUUUAUUAUAACAGUUCAAACACAUGCUUUCUACAGGAUGGAUUGUUACCCAUGAGCAGAAUGUUAAAAACAUCCCUCCGCCUGCAGGACCAAUGACAACAGUUGACCUGAGUAAUCCUAUUGAUCAGCAUGAUUGAUCCUUGUUUCUCUAAUCUCUCUCUGUCUUUUGGAUUUUUUUUUGUUUACAAAUGUGAGCUGAAUAUAGCUCUAUUAAAGCAGCUGUUACUCUCUGCACUCAGCCUCUGACUGGUUCAGCUGCACUUUGAAACAGGCCCAGAUAAACCUGAGCAUCUUGUGGCACCAUGUUGAAGUAGACAUUACUAUAAUACUUCCUGGAAUUAAACACGUCUGUUUUGCCUUUGUGAACAUCAUACUAUUUGUGUUGCUGCGCUUUAACUGCUGUUAUUUUAAUCUGCUUUGUUCUCAGCUUUAGCACAGAACUGUAAUGAUAUCAUCUCCAUAUGAAACAUUGAUGAUAGCAGGCAUGUUGAAAGUCACUGCAGACAACAAAAUAUAUGUGCAACAAACUUUGA
Notolabrus celidotus (New Zealand spotty) is the source of this 1336-nucleotide messenger RNA. It is a transcript of the gene snapin, whose product is annotated as SNAP associated protein. NCBI's taxonomy places the organism in Eukaryota, Metazoa, Chordata, Actinopteri, Labriformes, Labridae. Bases 151 to 540 code for a protein of 129 amino acids. The transcript has 4 exons. The record is from RefSeq and is a predicted model, not a curated record. Gene Ontology annotation, molecular function: SNARE binding. Gene Ontology annotation, biological process: endosome to lysosome transport; lysosome localization; intracellular protein transport. Gene Ontology annotation, cellular component: BLOC-1 complex; BORC complex; synaptic vesicle.